Molecule: messenger RNA, 861 nt
Organism: Lolium perenne
Lineage: Eukaryota; Viridiplantae; Streptophyta; Magnoliopsida; Poales; Poaceae
Source: RefSeq, a predicted model, not a curated record
CAGGUCGUUGUAGAAAGCAUGGAGAGAGAUGAAAUUCAAGAAAAUUUCAUGGAGGAACUCAUAGCAAACGGUACUCUGGAUGAUCGCGACGACGACGUUAUUCCAGAUGAUGGCGGUGACGAUGUCACCGCAACUUAUUUGAAUGCCUCCGGUGAGGGAGCGGAGGAUAUUGAGGAAGAAGAUCCUAGUGGCGCCGGUGAGGAACAAGAUCAUCAUAAUGGCUCCCGAACUGUAGUUAUCACCGAGCCCUCCGGAUCGAGCACUUCUUCUGUAAAGUCGAGGAAGCGAGGCCCGGCCAAAAAGUUGGAUGACGGUGUUAGGCACGACAUCACCCACAUCGAGAAUGAUGGUAAACCGAUUGCUCCAGAGAAAGGUGCAAAGGCAUUUAUAGCUCAAUGCGGAGUGCUUGUUAGGGACCACGUCCCGAUCACCGUUCGAGAAUGGCACAAGCCGAAGGGACUAGUGCUGUCUGCAGAGGAAGAAGCUCAAGGUCUUUAUAUCGAUGAUGUAGCCAAAAACAGCAUUAUGAACAAGCUCAUGGCACAUUUCAACAUAGUACCCGAAGAGGGGGGUGACGCUGAGAAGGCCAAGAUGGAGCAGGCCCUCCGCGAGUUUGGCAAGAAGAAGAUGGCCGAACUAUUCAAGAGCCACAAGAAAAGAUUGCGCCGCCUUAUCAAGUUAAAGAAGACUCCGGACAGUGAGAAGGUAAAAAGUCACUGGGACGAAUUCGUGAAGUACAGCACGGAGUCAGAAGAAUUUUUGAGAAGGUCGGAAAUAAAUAAGGCAAAUGCUGCGUUGAAGCUAUAUCACCAAAUUCUGGGUCCAGGUGGAUACAGGGCUAACCGUCGGCUCAAAUGGUAA